AAGGGGUACCAACGUGUACAAUAUUUAUAUAAAAUGUACGGUUAUUAUUCAUGUAUGUUGUGCGGCCAGUAUUGUUUAUUAAAAGGCGAUAAUUUGUACACUUCAUAACCAAUGCAUAAUGGUUUCGAAUAUUUUUAUAUUCACUCUUGUGACCUAUCGCUAGGUAUCUCCCGUAUUAGGUAUUAGGUUCAUGAAAAAACGACUUAUGUGAACUUUUUUUGGUUUUUAUCAUACAAUCACAUAUUGACACAUCUGUGUAUACAAAUCCUAAAAAAGUGUAUCUGAUUCGAGAAUACCGUCAACUUGUGUGUUAACCUUCGUAGUAUAACCAUCGAUUUUCUAAGCUAUUAUAAGAAGCACUUACACAAACACAAAAAAAACACCAAAUUUUAGUGAAAUAUUGUACCAAGUUGAAAAUGAUUUAAAACCAGUAAUUUAAAAAAACUGUUCACAAUAACAUAUUUUGACUAGGUACACCACAAAUUAGUAUUAAUUAUUUCGAUAUGUCGUUUAUGCAAACAAAUUUGAAAUGACUCGUGUCAAAAAAUUGUAGAAAAAUAAGUACAUUUUGACUUAAACAUACGGUAGUAACCCACAGCAUAAUAAUAACAGUCGAGUUAAACAGAAUAUUAUUAUAACAGUUGAAUAUUCCUGUAUGCUAUUAGAUAUGAUGAAUAUCAAGAUUGUUCUUUUACUUAGUCUAGCAGCGUAUCCUUCGUCUGGUAAACAUUUAUCUUGGGAAUUAGUAAUUACGUAAAAUUUAGUUAUUGAUUAGAAAAAAUAUAUAUGUAUCUGCAUAUUUGAUAUUUUUGAGCAUAUAUUUGCCUAUAAUUAUUAUUUCUAGAUUUAAUUGCAUGUUGUAAGUAAAAUAUUAAUACAAACGUUUCAUUUUAUUAUUAACCUUUAUUGUGUUUACGAAUAUGAGCACUGAACUCAAUAUUAAGAUCAAAAUUUCUAAAAUAUUUGUCAUUGUUCUUUUAAAUUUCAAAACAUCACCAAAAUAAUUGUAAUUUAAUGUUAUCCUGAUGUAUAUAAUACCUUUUCAAAUAUUUAAGGGGAACGGAAGCACUAUUUAUUAAGGGGCAAAGGAUAGGCAAUCCUUUUUGACAAAAAUUGAUCUAAUAGCCAUGUUUCAUAUGUCUACUAAUUUCAAGGCGAACACAUAUUACAAUAUUCUAAUUAUAAUACUUUUAAAGUUAUUUUUCUCCGAGUUAUGACGAAAGUUUGAUAAAAAACCACUCAUAGAAAUCAUUUUCUGGAGUAUCUAUUGGAUAGAUUUCAAGUUUUUUUUUAGCUUACUAUUUUUUCAAUGGUGGCUAAAAGGCCGAUUUUUGAUUUAGCGAUUAAAAAAGUAGUUGGAUGUAAUAGAAAAAACUUUAAAAAAAUAAAAAUAAAAAUGCUUAUAAAUGUUUAUGAUAUGAAAAUUAAAAAUCGGCAUUUUAGCCUCCAUAGAGAAGAUAUAACACUUCAGAAAGUGACUCCGCGUUUUAGUUUUAAUAUGUAAGAAAAAUUACGCUUUCCGUUCCCCUUAACCUAUGUAAAUGUUAUUUAAAUUAUGGCAUAUCAGCUAUUUGAAAACUUUAGACUAUAUUAUGUAAUAUUUUUAAAUAUGACGUGCUCUUUAGCUUUUUUAAGGAGUUUUGAUUUGGAAUCGAUAAAUGUCACUCUAAAGUUUGAACAGAACGUAGGUGAGUGUGAAGUCAAUUGUGUGGUAUGGGAUGCGGCUUUAGUGCUCGCCAAGUAUUUAGAAAUAUUGUACGAAAAACAAAAUACAAUUUUUGCCUCUAAGCGAGUCUUAGAGCUAGGAGCAGGAUUAGGAUGUGUCGGGAUUACAGCUGCGUGUUUUGGGGGAGAUGUUAUUUUAACAGAUUUACCACAAAACUUACCACUAUUACAAUAUAGUAUUGUACAAAAUGAACUUCAUAUUAUUAAAGGCAGUGCAAAAGCAGAAGCUUUAGAAUGGGGCACUAAAUUACAAGCGGAACCUUUUGAUAUUUUGUUAAUGGCCGAUUGUAUUUAUUAUACUGACGGUUUAGAUGAUUUAGUGAAAACAAUAGUGGAUUCGACAACACCAGAAACUUUAAUUUUAAUUAGUCAAGAGAUUAGAGAUACGGACAAAAAUAGUUGGGUAAUAUUUAUAAACAAAUUGAGUAAAUAUUUUACACUAUCAUACAUACCAGAAGAUGAACAACAUCCCCUUUAUAGAAGUUUCGACAUACUUAUAGUAAAUCCAAAGAAAAUAAGUUUGUGAAAUACAAAUAUACAUAAUGAUAAUAACCAUAACCUAUAAAAUAAUACUUAGUAUAAACUUAAAUGCAAUGAUCCCAUUAAUUU
Messenger RNA from Adelges cooleyi (spruce gall adelgid), 2334 nucleotides. Its product is annotated as protein N-lysine methyltransferase METTL21D-like. The record is from RefSeq and is a predicted model, not a curated record. Gene Ontology annotation, biological process: peptidyl-lysine methylation. Gene Ontology annotation, cellular component: cytoplasm; cytosol. Gene Ontology annotation, molecular function: protein-lysine N-methyltransferase activity. NCBI's taxonomy places the organism in Eukaryota, Metazoa, Arthropoda, Insecta, Hemiptera, Adelgidae. The transcript is spliced from 4 exons. The coding region runs from base 1556 to 2251 and encodes 231 amino acids.